Molecule: messenger RNA, 570 nt
Organism: Gossypium arboreum
Lineage: Eukaryota; Viridiplantae; Streptophyta; Magnoliopsida; Malvales; Malvaceae
Exons: 3
Coding region: 1-570 (189 amino acids)
Source: RefSeq, a predicted model, not a curated record
AUGGUAAAGACACGAAAAUUUGUGGAGGGAGAUAGUAUCUUAGCAACAAAAGUUGUUUGGGAUGAUGAGCUGACGUUGAUAUUUUGUGAACUUUGCGUGAAUAAAGUCAAUGCUGGUAUUGGAUGGUGUCCAUCUAAAAAGACAGUCGAUGCUACCAAAGAAUGGUGGGCUGAAAAAAUAAAGGAAAAUCCUGAUUUUAAAGGAUUUAAGAAGAAAGGAAUUGAACCACGAUUAAAUGAUUUAAUGUGGCAAAUGUUUGGUGGCAUUGUAGCCACUGGAGAGAAUGUAUGGGCACCUUCGUCUAGUGUUCUUCCAAGUGGGGUUCCUAUGGGAGAUGAUACACUUAAUGAGAGAUUUGGUGAUUCAGAUGAAAAUAGUAAUGAGAAUGAAGAUAUCCCUCCUAAUGAGGUACCAUCAAACCCUUCUCAUGAAACUCCUAAUCGAAGAACGGAAACACUUGGGGUUGAACACGGUAAAGGAAAAAAAUCAAGUUCAAGUAGAAAAUCAUCAAGAAAUUCAUUAGCUACUCAUAUUGAGAAAUUGUGUGAGAGUAUGGCUAGUCCUCAAUGA